CCGGAGGUUGGAUAACACCAAGACAAUAAUGUUACAGAUCUUUAGUAUGCAUUAUUGUGCUUAGUUUUCUUUAUUACAGACUAUCAUGUAAGAUGGUAAGUGUAUGUCCUGUAAGAUGUUAAUAUGAAGUAAGAUGUACUUAAUGCUAAAGAUUACAUUGUGGAUUUAUGCCUUUGUUGCAUCGCCGUCGUCAUCGAGGUCGUCGUCGUCGUCGUCGACGACAGACUACCAGAACGGAGCACCAACCACUGAAGCACCGACCACUGAAGCACCAACCACUGAAGCACCAACCACUGAAGCACUGACCACUGUACCAUUAGCAAUUGAACAACUAACUUCAGAACCAGCCGGUGAGUCUUGUUACCAUCCUCUUGGAGUUGAAGGAGGUAAUAUUCUGCCAGACCAACUAUCAGCAUCCUCGGAAAAAAGGGCGAAUCUUGAGGCUCAUCGAGGACGACUCAACACAGUAGAUGAUGGUCUAGGUAAAGGAGGUUGGGCACCAGAAACAAAUGACAUUAACCCAUGGAUUCAAGCCGAAUUCGGUACUGUAAAAGAAGUGAGUGGCGUAAUCACUCAAGGACGCGACGACGCACUGAAAUGGGUGACGUCAUUCGAAGUUCACUAUAGUAUUGAUGGUAGCAAUUUCGAACCAAUAUUGGGAGCAAGUGGUGAAGUUCAGGAUUUUAUUGGAAAUGUGGAUCAAAACACUCCUGUGACAAACAUAUUCAGUGAAACUGCCUACGCUCAAUUCAUCCGUAUCUAUCCAACAAGUUUGAAUAACGAAAUUGGUUUACGAUUUGAAGUUAUUGGCUGUGCAGAGAUUUGUCCCGGAGUUGAGUUUCAUGAUGCAUGUUAUACAUUUAAAUGCGGCAACAAUGAUUUCGUUGAUUUGGUGAAUAAGUGUGACGUAUCCGAUGCUAACGUUGUUUCAAUUCAUUCACUGGAAGAGGCAAACAUUGUCAGGCAAUUUGUUAUUGAUUCCGGGUACAACAAUGCUUAUAUUGGCCUUCUAACUGAUGAAACAAAUUCGUAUUAUUGGACAGAUGGCAGCGAAGUUGAUUACAUGUAUAAUUCUACUGACUUACAAAUAUUUGAGAAUCAGAGAUGCCACAUUAUAGACGCAGCAAGAAACUAUGAGUGGGAAGAACAAGGAUGUGACGUUAGGUACUGUGGUAUUUGUAAAAAACAAGUACCUACCACUGUAGCACCUACCACUUUAACACCAACCACUGUCGCACCAACCACUGUCGAAGCAACCACUGUCGAAGCAACCACUGCAACACCAACCACUGUAGCACCUACCACUGUAGAAACAACCACUGUAGCACUAACCACUGUAGCACCAACCGCCGAAUUACCAACAACUGUACAACUAAAUACUGCAGAUGACAUACAUUCUUUCUACAUGGAAUGUGUAGUUGAUACUUGUUUGUUACAGGAAUCUGGACUAUAUACGAUUCCUACUGACUCAGUCGUACGUUUCAGUAUAAAUAACGAUAUAGUAGAUAUUUACGUAUCUUGGAAUGUUGCUGAUGCAAACAAUGAAAUUGUCAAUAGCGUAGCUAAUGAGUCAUCAAUCAUGUAUACAUUUACAAAGAGUGGGUUAUACAAUAUUGAAAUGAUUUUAUCUGGUGCUGAAGUGGAAACUGAUGUUUCGGUAAAGAAGCAAUUGUUGGUCGUCAGACCAAUAGGUGGCAUUUCUGUCGUCGAAGGACCGAGGGUUGAUGUGUUUGAAAACAAAACAUUCAAUAUUUCGUUUUUGAAUACGGGGUAUGGCGCAUGUGUUGUUGUAGAUUUUGGAAAUGGACAUUCUGUAAGGUACGGAAACAAAAGUUGCAGUGGAUUCACAAUGAUAGCUUGGAUGGGGAACUUGACUAGCAAUUUUAAAGUAUCUACUGUCUGUCAGGAGCGUUUGAGCUACAAUAUGAUUGUUUACGGGUUGGACCAGUUUUCAUACGAAAAAGUGAAUUUCAUCUAUGCCAUUGCCCCCAAAUCAUUAGAUUGCAAUGUACCAAUUGUUAAUAUAUUCGAUAGCCACACUGAUCCCGCAAAUCCGAGGAAAUUGGAAUUUAGCCAAGAUAUCAUGCUUGAAGCAGAGGUGUUGUUCGAUUGUCAGACAUCCAAAAAUCAGAAAUCUUGGAGUGUUGAAAGAGUUUCACCGGGAACGGAUUCUACAAUCAACGGAACAUUGCAAAAUGUUGAUACAGAAACAUUCGGAGAUAAAGUUUAUGAUUCUGGACCUUUAACCUUAGUUCUCAAACGGAAGGCGUUGAGAAUAGGUUUUUAUCGCUUUAAACUCGUGGUUUCCAUGGAAUCAAUGCUUACAAGUGGAGCUGUUUUUUCAGCAUUUAAAGAGGAAUAUGUGGAAAUAACGGCUAGUCAUUUACACGUGAAACUAAUAGAUGGUGACUCCAAAGACAUUAGGAUAGGGCACGGUGAUACUUUAACACUUUCUCCACAAUUAUUUUCACGAGAUCCCGAUGUGAGCCAGGACGACGAACAGGCAUUCGAAUCAUUUUCUUACUAUUGCCGCCAAACCACGGAAGAGUUCAAUGUUACAAAUGGUGGGGGACUUAGUUUAUUAUCAACCAAUAGGCAAAAUGGACAUUUCUCGGGCUGCUUUGGCUCUGGGCCUGGGAAGUUGAUUUGGGAUGCUGGAAUCUUUACCUUGGAUACAAGUUUAAUGCGAUCAAAUCUAGAUUAUGUUAUGAUGGUGGUUAUAAGGAAGGGCACCAGAGUAGGAGAGUCUUCUAUUGUUGUCCGCGUCAGAGAUGGCAACCUGAUAAUUCCGGUUAUAAAUGUUAAUGUACAGCCAUCAGCCGUGAAUGGUGUCUUGCAGCUUAACCCAUCUGCCGAUAUCCGAACAUCAGGAGUUGUUGCUGAUAUUGGCGACGCGGAUCUACAGUUCAACUGGAACGUAAUCAGAAAGGAAUUCCAUGAUUCUGUGUACGAAACGAUAGAGGAUUUGACCACACAUACAUAUGGUCAGCAGACAGACUCUUUCUUCAUUUCAAAAAGCCUCAUGUUGUCAGAUCUCAGAUACACGGACUACAAGAUCACACUUUCGGUAAAUUCAUCACAACGUUCUGGAAGUUCUUCGCUGGAGUUCACCAUUAACCUACCACCUUCGGGGGGCGUAUGUUUGCUAUCUUCACAUAGUCUGGUGGUCUUGGAGCCUGUCUUGGUUAACUGUACAGGAUGGUUGAACAUCGUACAGUAUUCAUAUUCAAUGAAAAAAUCUAAUGAUUCCAUUCCACGUUCUCUGCAAUCUGGACGGGAAGCCGUGCAGACGAUAUACCCGUUGGAAGGCCAUCCUGAUAAAGAUUAUAUGGUUGAAAUAUGGGUCAACAUCGAAAAUCGAUUAGGUGUUUCCAUCGACUUCAUGGUUGACAUAAUUCAGGUCAGACCACUUGAGGUUACUUCAGAUGAAUCUGAUGAACUCCUUAACGACUUGCAAGAAAUGACUUGCGGAAAUAGAUCCAUAUACGCUGAAUUACUUGCAGAAGGCAACUGGAAGACAAUUUCCGAACAUGCAUCAAGAAACGCUGUACUACUGAAUAAUAUUGGAGCUAUACAAGUUGUAAACGCAUCGCAAACAGCAGAGGAACUAGAAGAGAGUAGAAUUAGACGUGCAAAUAUACGAAUGUCAAUUGUAGAACUAUUAGCCAAUUCUUCGAUUCCUCCUGUGCCAAGUUCAGUAACUGACAGAUUAGGACUGCUCACCACUGUUACUGAAAAGACAGAUGAAAUCAACCAAGACACUAUUGGACUAAUGGUAAAAACAAUCGAGCGGCUAAUAGAAAAUAUCGAAUUUUUUCAAGAUGACACUGAAGAAAAUAAGGUUCUAAAUGGGGCAACACAAGCAUUGUCAGUGAUUGGUAAUGUGUUAGAGGGAUCAUCGUUUGGCUUUUCAAAUGCAUUAAAUGGCAGUGGGUCAGAUCCGGUUCGGGCUGGUCAGCAAGUAGCUGAACUUGAUAAAUUAUUCGAUCGAUUAGUUAAUAUUGCUAUGAAGGGCAGAAGUCGACAUGAGCCGCCGAUUACAAUAUCUACAACAACGUUUACACUGUCGAUGAAAAGGUUGUCUGUCCGGGAUCUUGAUCAGAACUCAUUGAAGGCAGGGGGAGGGCAGUUCAAUGUCCCUCCAUGUGAGGUAUUACUUGGAGAAGAAUUGUGUUCCCAAGAAAACGAUAUCGAUUUACAGGUAAAGGAAACUUUUUCAAAUCCGUAUAAUUUUGGAAAAUCUGUAAAACGAAUUUCUUCAGAUAGUAAACUUUUGAGCCUAUCAUUUGCAAAGGAGGAUGGUGUAGGACAUACUGUCGAAAACAUACGGGAACCCAUAGAGAUUAUUGUUCCGAGGAAGACAGCACAGGUUAUACAAUGGCAGGAUGUCAAUGCUGAUCCAAUCAACGAAAAAUUUAGAAUGUACCAUAGAGUGGACAUUGCCAACUCGGAUACAUCAAUCACAAUAGAUUUUCAACCUCAUUGCAUUAAUACUACUUAUGAAAUAACUCUGGCGCAUGAAGAUUAUCCAGAUAGCCAGAACAACAUAUUUGUUGAAAUGAUUUACGCAACAAAAAACGUUGAAGGUUAUGUGUAUCGUAUAUUCAUUUCAUCAAGCAUCAUCGGGCCUAGGACUGGAGUGUUUUAUUUGGGUGUGGCAGAAAUAAUCGACGAUGAAGAGGCGGAUGAUGGCAGUAGCUCGUCUUCUUCCGUAUUCAUAGUCCAGGAAGACGUUCUUAUAUCUGAAACUUUCACUUGUAAUUAUAGUGUUCGAAUCUUCGUAUCUGGUUGCAAUUUUUGGAACAAAGAGGAGGAAACAUGGAGUAGUAGUGGAUGCAAAGUUGGACCUGAAACCAGUGUGUCCUAUACCCAGUGCUUGUGCACACAUUUGACAACCUUCGCCAGUUCUUUCAUCAUUCCACCAGCACCUUUGGAUUUUGAUUACAUAUUCGCAAAUGCUGACUUUCUUGACAAUAUUGCUAUAUAUGUAACGAGUAUAGUCAUCUAUGUCUUAUUCAUCCUUAUUUUUAUCUGGGCAAGAAGAAAGGAUAAACAAGAUGAAGAGAUGGUUGGAAUGGUACCGUUAGCCGAUAAUGAAAUUAAUGAUAGGUAUUUCUAUGAAGUUACUGUUUUAACUGCUGAUAUUCCUUCAGCCGCAACCAAGUCAAAGGUCAGCUUAAUCGUCAGUGGUUCAAAUGGUGAUACAGGUGUGAGGACAUUUGACAAAAUCAAGAGACCGAUUUUCAAGAGAGGUGCGGUGGACAAGUUCUUAUUAUCAACAUCAAGAGACAUUGGAACCCUGGAAGCAGUUCGCGUUUGGCAUGACAACUCAGGAGAGGGAAAAUACCAGAGCUGGUUUUUACAUUCAAUAAUUUUACGGAAUAUCAUAACGGGCGAAGUGUACAACUUCUUGUUCAACAACUGGUUAUCUCUGACAAAUGGAGACGGAUUAGUUGUGCGUUCGAGUCUCACUGCUUCAACUUCAGAAAUGAAAGCGUUCAGCAAUUUGUUCGGUGGGCAUGCUCGCAAAGCUAUUCGAGAUGAUCAUUUGUGGUUCUCCAUUUUCUUGAGACCGCCAGUGAGUACAUUUACUCGACUACAGAGGGCAGUGUGCUGUAUGAUGGUAAUAUGGUUGGAGAUGCUAGUCAAUAUUAUGUGGUAUAAAAGCGUUCCACCACCGGAAGCUACCAAGUCAAUAAGUCUGGGACCAAUAAAGAUCACUACGGCAGAGAUUGGUGUCGGAAUCAUGUCAAACCUUAUAGUUUUUCCAGUUAGCAUUUUAAUUAUCGCAGUCUUCAGGAAAGCUCGAAGUAGAACACGAUCAUCUGUAUUUACUGAGAUAAUUCAGCAGAGAAAAAAGGUUAAUGAUGUAAAUGCAAACUUAGAUGGUGCAAGUGAAUUGGACAACGUUGUUGUAUCUGAAAGCUACUCUGAUACAAAAAUGAAUGAGAAAAAUUAUGGAGUAAUAAGAGAUAACAGCAGCUCACUAAGAAAAAGGAAAAAACUACGUAAAAAGAAGAGAAAGACAUUUCCGUGGUGGGUUAUAAUCCCUGCAUGGACAGCAGCAGUGUGUACCAUUUUAGUGUCAACUCUUUUUGUCAUAUUCUACGCAAUUCAAAUGGGUAAUGAAGAGGCUUGGGCGUGGUUAACAUCAUUAUGUGUAUCAAUAUUUGCUGGAAUUGUAUUCACUCAACCAAUCAAGGGAUUGGUAAUUGCGGUGAUUUUUGCAUCGGUAUGUAAAUUACAAGUACAAGAUUCCGAUGAUGAAGACAACGAAGAUGAUAUUCCAGAUGAAUUAGAAGAAAACAUUGAACAAGUUGAUGGUCAAGCAGUAACCAAUGGUAAACAUGGUAGAGAAGAUGUAAAAGUUAACACAAAUUCGCCGAAUAAAAACUUGAAGAAAGAGGAACUCCAACAUAAGAGAAAACAGCGUUUGUACGAGAAGAAGUUGGAUUCUAUACUUCAGGAAAUUUUCUUCCAUCUUAUUUUUGUUUUCGUUGCUUUUAUAAUUUGCUACGCUGAACUCGAUUCCAAUGCUCACAGAUACAAAUAUCAUCUUGAGAACACAUUCGUUAAAGCAUCCUCAUUUGGAGUUCUUCCAUUUGAAAAUUUAUCGCAUCCUGGAAAUUUUUGGUUAUGGAUGAGAAAAAUAUUUUUACCUGGGGUAUAUGCGCCUUCUAUUUCCAAUAAUAGCUACCUAGAUAAUUCAGACGACAUUAUGGCGGACGAAAUGUCUUAUAUUCUUGGCUAUCCUGUUAUAAGACAGCUUAGAGUCAAACCAGAUCUCUGUAGUUUACACGAAACAGUAGCAAAUAUUUUUAAUGAAUGCAACAUUGGUUACUCGGUUAUACAUGAAGAUAUGGAUAACUACGGGCCGCACUGGACAACAUUCAAUGAAUCUCAUGUAUCAAAACCAUUCACAUAUCGAAACGCGAGCGAAAUCAACGGCUAUCCAUUUGUUGCUCGCCAUGCUAUCUACAGUGGUGGAGGUUACAUACUCAAAAUGAAAGGGAGAAUGACCAAAAUUGUCAAAAACUUAGACUUUCUUUUUAAUACACGCUGGUUUGAUAAGUAUACACGAGCUGUGUUUAUUGAACUUUUCUUGUACAAUCCUCAAGUCAAUCUCUUUGCUUCUGUAAUUCUAGUUCUCGAGGUAUUACCAACAGGUGGUUCUUAUCCGUAUUAUAGAAUUGAUGUUAUUCGGUUGUUAUCUAAUGCAGACGGAUUCAGAUACAUUGUAAUCAUAUGCAACGCAGUGUACUUUAUAUUCACUCUUUCUUUUAUUUUUAAUGAGUUUAGAAAAAUUUUCAAAGAGAAGAAAAAGUACUUCUUGCAGGUAUCGAACGUUUUGGAAUUUUUGAUAAUGUUUUUUACAGUUUUUUCGGUAAUAUUAUUCAUUAUGAGAAUACAAAUUGUCAAUUCCAUUCACAAAGAAAUCGAAGAGAAAGAGGGCUCUGGCCAUGUCAAUCUAGCGUUGGCUGUAUACUUUAAUGACAUAUUUACUUGUCUGUUAGGUUUCAUCCUGUUUUUUGGAACAUUGAAAUUUCUGAAACUUCUACGUUUUAACCAGUAUAUUGCAAUAUUUUUCAGGAUAUUUCAAUCUUCAGCAAAAGAUCUCAUAAGCUUUUUUAUUUUCUUAUCCAUUGCAUUUCUUGCAUAUUCAUCACUUUUCUACUUAACGUUCUCAGUGAUUCUUCAUGAUUAUGCUAGUUUUUUUACGGCAGUAGAGUCGAUUAUUAACACUGUUAUGGGCAACUUUGACGUCAAAUCUAUCACUUCUGCAAACAGAAUUUUAGGUCCAAUCUAUCUGUUUUCAUUACUUACAUGUUUUGUGUUUUUAUUUUUCAACAUGUUUCUCGCAAUUAUAAUGGAUGCUUAUGAAGUAAUGGUAGGCGGAUGCGCAUUACAAAUUACUGCAUCAAACAUCUGGGAACACUUGAAAAAGAAAUGUAUAAAGAAAAUAAACACAUGUUCUGAACCAAUUAAGGAUGUGGAAAAUGACAAUGAAAAUGACGUAACAGAAAAACAUAUUAAUUUACAAAAUAGCAUAGAUAUGUUACAUAUACAUGUUACACAAAUGUUUCAAAAUGAGCUUGAAUAUUGCAGUCAAAUAGAAAAAAUCGAGAAAUGUAUAUUUGCUUCAAAUAAAUGCGAAUAAAUGACUCAGAGAUCACAGGAAGUUAUCACUUCUCUAGUAAGCAACAUAAUGAGUGGAUUUAAUAUCCGUUUGUGUCUUUAGGCAUACAAUCAAGAUUUUUAUGUGUUUUUAUGAGUUGAAAAUUCCCUAGUAAGAGAAUCCAGAGCUUGAUUUGGACCAUUACACAAUGUGAAUCUUAUUCAAUUAACUCAGGGAAGAGGACUUCCUAGGUCACCGUGGUCUAUGGGAUAAACUAAUUCCUAUUAAAAUAUAAAAAAAAUGACUAAAUAAUAAUAAUAAUAAUAAUAAUAAUAAUAAUAAUAAUAAUAAGCUUUAUUUAAAACACGGAAAGUUAUUAUUCUGCAAGGCCGUGUAUACAACAAUUUAACCAGAAAAUCAAAAGGAAAAAAAAAUGACUUAAAAUAAACAAAUCAAACAAUUGUUUAAACACACAACUAUCUAAAAAAGACUUAAGUCUUAAACUAAAUUAAUUACACUAAACAAACUUGAACAAAACAAAAAUACUGUAGUUUAUGUAAGAAAACCAUAAAGGUGUUAAACAGUUGAGUGUUACAAUGUCGCAAUUAUAUACUUUUUGUAGUCAGUUUUUGGUUUUGGCAAUAUUAAUUCUGGUUUAGUUAGAGACAAAUCUGUUAGAUACACGUAAAUAAUGAGGUACAAGGUUACCGUAUUCAUAAUCUUAUACAUAGUGAUGGCUUCAUUUAUAUACAACCUUUGGUCUAAAUUCAUCCAUUUAAGGCUUUGCAGAGCUUGAGUACUGGAAUCACUUCUCGAUUUGUUUAAAAUAAUUUUAGCUGCACGGUUUUGUAGAACUUGGAGAGUUUUACUUUGUAUUUGAUUUGUACAUCUCCAUACAACAUGGCAAUAUUCAAUGUGCAUCCCGCGAGUGAUUUGUAUAGUUUGCAUUGGACAUCUUAGGAAAGAAUUUGGCUGGCUUUUUUCAGAUAGUACAAGCUCUGCAAAGCCUUCGAUUUUACAUGAUCUCUUUGUGGACACCAAGAAAGGCUCUUAUCUAGUAUUACACCAAGGUGUUUACAUUGACUGACAUGAGUAAUAGGCUCUCCAUCAAUGUUAAUAUUUACCUGAACAUUUUAUAAUUUAGCUAAUUUUUGCCUUGUGCCUAUUACCAUGUACUCUGUUUUUUUAACAUUUAAACUUAGAUUCUUUGUUAUAAGCCAUCUCUUGAGUUCUAUCAAGUCGUUAUUAAUUGUAGAAGUAAGGUUAUUAAUAUUUUUAUCUAUACAAUAUACUGCAGUAUCAUCAGCAUACAUAAGUAGCAGAUUUUGAUAUUUCUGUAGGCUUAUUUAGCUGUGGUUUACUAUAGGUAUAAGCAUAUAAUAUGAUUGUAAAAUGGUAUUUUAGCAUAUUGGCAACUAGAGUUAAUCAAUAAUUUCAUUCAUCUGUUACUCUAAUUCAUGACAUAUGAUUCAAUUUGAGUUUGUAUUAAUUUGCAUCUCACCACAUUCCGGUAAAGUUAUGCCUAUAUAUAUUUACAUAUAAAAGUUUAUACGUGAUAUAUAAUCGUUGGUAUCACAAAGUAAAUAAUAAUAGGUCACAUUACUAAUUUUAUUUUUACUAGGACCAACAAACUUAACAGAGGUUAAAUGGUUCCGUAUGAAUUAUUCCCUGGUUAAUACAUUAAGAUCAAUAUGAUAUGAUUAUACACGGGACAAUGCAUUUAGCACUUGCUAAGAUGUCAUCAGAUGAAAUCCCAAUAGUCUGAGGGGUGUAAUUGCACACGAUGUCACAAUUGGAUAGAAGUACAGUCAAGUCCGAGAACAAAUUGUAGAAAUCAGAAGAAUGUAAAAAUGGACUAAAAUGAGUGAUAUAAAAUCUUUAUUAAUAUUUAAAGCUACAUUUUGUUUAAAGAUUUUAAAUAUUUGACUUUUAAUUGUAAAUUUGUAGUAAUUCAGUUGUUUUUAGUUUUACUGCCUAUAUACAGUAGUAUUACACUUGAAUAAAGUUUUUUUUAAUUGAAUUUACACUGGCUCAAUAUAAAAAAACCAGCUAUUUUCAAGUUACUUUUGUUGACUUUCAAGUCACUUAGCUUUCAUCUGUUUAUUUACUCAAUCACCUUUCCAAAUAUUCUCCUCUUCGUCAUCUUCGUUCUUCAUCUCAAAAUCUCUUGACUGUUCCGCCUCGUAAAGGCAAAUCAAAGACUUAUGGUCAACAUGCUUUUUUCUUUUUAAGCCCCCUUUAUAUGGAAUUCCUUGCCGCUUUUUGUUCGCGAUUCGUCUUAUUUGCUUUCUUUUAAAAAAAUUUUAAAACUUAACUUACUAGAACGUUAACUUGCUUUAGCUUUAUUUCCUCACCUAGCGCCUUUGAUAAAUUUUUGAAUUGGCGCUAUAUAAGUAUUUGUUAAAUAAUAAUAAUAAUUAUUAUUAUUAUUAUUAUUAUUGAAUUUAUCUAUAUAUCCAUCCUCCAUCUAUUUUCUCUAUAAGCCAAACAUUAUUAUUUAUCGUAACCAAAUUUUAUGCAUCAGUACUAGAAAAUAUACCAGUCAUAAGCUCACCCUCUGUAGCAUGGAAGAUUAUGGAACAGCAUGGUAGAAUCUAUUAAUUCUGCUAAUCGCCACCGCGUAACUUCCCCCAGACAAAACAUACUAAAUAUAUUGGGUGACUAUCAAAAACUUUAUUCUGCCAAUUUUAUACAUGUCUUUGAUUUGUCACAAUGAAAUUGUAAUAAACCACUCAAUUUAGUUCAGAACUAUGACAACAAAACAAAUAUAUAAAAUAAUUAGUACAGUAAUACAGUAUGUAUAUGAUCAUAAAAACAUGAAAAUGAAAGACACAUUAUAAAGCUGGAAUGUUAAACCCCCGCCCCCUCUCCC
This is a messenger RNA of Anneissia japonica, 10988 nucleotides long. RefSeq names its product polycystic kidney disease protein 1-like 2. The transcript is spliced from 35 exons. Gene Ontology annotation, cellular component: membrane. The coding region runs from base 134 to 8158 and encodes 2674 amino acids. Lineage: Eukaryota; Metazoa; Echinodermata; Crinoidea; Comatulida; Comatulidae. The record is from RefSeq and is a predicted model, not a curated record. Gene Ontology annotation, molecular function: calcium ion binding; protein binding.